This is a messenger RNA of Gryllus bimaculatus (two-spotted cricket), 7804 nucleotides long. The record is from the annotation of a GenBank genome assembly. NCBI's taxonomy places the organism in Eukaryota, Metazoa, Arthropoda, Insecta, Orthoptera, Gryllidae.
AUGCCUUUAAAUAAUUUCCCCGCUCAGUUCAUAGUGCUGUUUGUCAUUUAUACAUCUUUGACAUUCAUUUCGUGUAGCGAUCCCCAUUGCGUGUGGUAUGGAGAAUGUAACUCUGAUAGGAAUCUACACAAACAGAAUUGCGUCUACAAUGGAACGGCGAAGCCUUUAGAAGACAAACCAGCAUUAAAAAUUCUUCGGGAUUGGUGCCCUCAUUUCCCAAAUGAUGGCAAUGUUAGAACAUGCUGUGAUCCUAAUCAACUGCAGACAAUGAGCUCAAAUUUAGCUCAAGCAGCUGCUAUCGUGAAACGUUGCCCGUCUUGCUUGCAAAACCUCGUUAAUCAUAUAUGUGAUGUGACGUGCUCAGUGAAUCAGUCGGAUUUUAUGAAUGUUACAAAAGUGAAGACUAAUGUAACAACUGGAAAAAAGUAUAUUACUUCUGUGGAUAUACACAUUUCAAAUAAAUAUGUUUUUGGGACCUAUGAUUCCUGUAAAUAUGUGUCUGUACCGUCAUCUGGACAACUUGCAAUGGAUAUGAUGUGUGGUGAUUGGGGAGCAAGUGCAUGUUCAGCGACUAAAUGGUUUAAGUUCCUUGGCAGCACAAAAGAAAAUCCUUUUGCGCCAUUUCAAAUGACAUACAAAUUCUAUGACAAACCUUUCAAAGACUUUAAACCAUUAAAUCCACAUGUGACACCAUGCAAUGAAUCGGUAAAUGAAAAUUCAACAGCUUGCAGUUGUAUUGAUUGCGAAGGAAGUUGUCCCAUACCUCCACCAAUUCCAGAACCUCCAAAGCCAUUUGAAAUAUUUGGUUUUGAUGGGUAUAUUUUUGUAAUUAUUCUCAUGUAUGUAGUUACAACAGGAAUAUUCCUCAUCUACAUUUGGGUUGUUCCCAAUAAACUAAUGGUAGUGGCAAGAGACGAAACAGAGUAUGGGUCUCCAUCUCAAAGAUCAAGAAUGCACACCCCCACAUUCCCUUCAGACUCUCCAAGUAAUAAAAAUGAGACCCUAGGAGAAGAAGGAAACAUUCAAAAUGUAUCUGAAGAAAAAACAUGGUUUUUGCAACGAACUGGAAAUGCCCUUGAAAAAGCUCUGGAAAAUGGAUUUUACAAAUGGGGUGUUUGGUGUGCUCAGCAUCCGUGGUUAGUGUUGUGUGUUGGCAUAGUUGCAGCUGUUGGCCUUGGAUGUGGCAUAAAAUUUUUGCAUGUUACAACGGAUCCUGUAGAGCUUUGGGCAGCUCCAGAUAGUCGUUCUCGAAUGGAGCGAGAAUACUUCGACAGGCAUUUUGAACCAUUCUACAGAACAGAACAAGUAAUCAUACGUUCAGUAGGAUUGGACAGAGUAUAUCAUAACACAUCUGAAGGGGAGCUGGUAUUUGGACCUGUGUUUCAACGGGAAUUUCUUUACGCAGUGCUAGACCUACAAAAUAAGAUUCUGUCAAUUGGACAAAAAGAAAACAAAGGGCUCGAAAAGAUUUGCUUUGCACCUAUGUCUUCUGUUUUUACUGGAACAGUGAAUGUGGAACAAUGUGUUGUGCAAAGUAUAUGGGGCUACUAUCAGAAUAGUAUUGAAAAUUUCAAUUAUACAGACACAGACCCCGAUGGCUACAUUACGAAUUAUUUAGAUACCUUCAAGAAAUGUUCUCAGAAUCGAUACAAUGUUGACUGCCUUGCACCCUAUGGUGGUCCAGUUGAUCCCGCUAUAGCAUUAGGUGGUUUUUUAAAACCUGGGGAAAACUUGCAAGAUCAUCCAAAUUAUGACAACGCCAGUGCAGUUAUCCUCACAUUUCUUGUCAAUAACCAUAACAAUAAAACCAAUCUUGCUCCAGCCCUAGAAUGGGAAAAGAAAUUUAUUGAUUUUAUGAAGAACUGGAUAAAAACUAAACCUGAUUUCAUGGAUGUUGCGUUCACAUCUGAACGUUCGAUUGAAGAUGAAUUAGAUAGGAGUUCCCACUCGGAUAUUUUUACCAUUUUAGUCAGCUACCUUAUAAUGUUUGUGUAUAUCACUAUAUCCUUGGGACAUAUUCGAAACUCUAGUCAUUUUCUGAUAGACAGUAAAAUAACAUUGGGAUUGUGUGGAGUGAUGAUUGUAUUGGUAUCUGUUGCUUGUUCAGUAGGAUUUUUUGGUUACAUGGGCAUUCCAGCAACCCUCAUAAUUGUAGAGGUAAUUCCAUUCCUUGUGUUGGCUGUAGGUGUUGACAAUAUAUUCAUUUUAGUGCAGACACAUCAGCGAGAAGGUGUCAUGCCUGGAGAAAGUUGUGCUCAGCAUGUGGGACGAACAUUGGGAGCUGUGGGACCUUCCAUGUUACUCACAACUGUUUCAGAAUGCUGUUGUUUCUUUUUAGGUGGACUUUCUGAUAUGCCAGCUGUGCAUGCCUUUGCAUUAUAUGCUGGACUAGCCCUUUUUAUUGAUUUUGUACUUCAAAUAACAUGUUUUGUUAGCCUUCUUGCACUUGAUUCAGAACGGCAGUCUGAGAACAGAUUAGAUGUUUGUUGCUGUUGCAGGGGCUCGUACUCUUUUGAAGAAGCAAACGGAGAAGGAUUUCUUUAUAGAUUUUUCAAAAAAAGAUAUGCUCCUUUUAUUUUAAGUAAACCUGUGCGCCCUGUGGUAUUAAUAUUGUUUUGGGGACUGUUUUGUGUAAGUAUAGCUGUGGGACCACGGGUUGAAGUUGGAUUAGAGCAAGAACUGUCAAUGCCUGAAGACUCGCAUGUGAUGAAAUAUUUUGAGUUUCUGAAAGAUUAUCUUUCCAUAGGGCCUCCUGUAUAUUUUGUUGUGCGAUCUGGAUUGAAUUACACAGAUCCUACAGUGCAGAAUGUGAUUUGCAGUGGCCAGUUUUGUGACAGUGACUCUCUAACAUCUCAAAUAUAUAUCGCUUCAAAACGGCAAAAUAUGACAUAUAUUGCUCAUGCAGCUUCUUCCUGGUUAGAUGAUUACUUUGAUUGGUCUUCUCUUUCAAAUUGCUGCCAAUAUUACCCCCAAAAUCAUUCAUAUUGUCCACGUGAAAUGCCAAAUUGUUUACCAUGUCGUAUCCCUCAUAAUAAGAUGAAUCGGCCUCUGAAUUCAUCAAUUUUUGAUCACUAUUUGCAGUUCUUUUUGGAAGAUAACCCUGAUUCACAAUGUGCAAAAGGAGGACAUGCAGCAUAUUCACAUGCUGUCAAUUAUGUGAAAGGUACAAAUAACAUAUCUGAAGUUGGUGCUUCCUAUUUUAUGACUUAUCAUACUGUGCUAAAAACUUCGAAGGAUUAUUAUGAAGCUCUUGCUGCUGCUCGUGAAGUGGCUGACAAUGUGACUAAGACCAUAAAUUCUGAUCUGAGCAUGAAAGCUAAUGAGACUAUCGAAGUAUUUCCUUACAGCGUUUUUUAUGUAUUUUAUGAACAGUAUUUAGGAAUGUGGUACAUUACUUUGAGAAGCUUGUUGGUCUCAGUGUUAGUGAUUUUUGUUGUUACUUUCAUUUUAAUAGGCUUGAACUUCAUGGGAUCUGUGAUAGUGAUGAUAACAAUAUCAAUGAUUCUUGCAAAUAUUAUUGGACUUAUGUACUGGUGGAAUAUUUCUUUAAAUGCGGUCUCUCUUGUGAAUUUGGUGAUGGCAAUGGGUAUAUCUGUUGAAUUUUGUAGUCACAUUGUUCAUUACUUUAUCAAUUCAUCAAAGAAAUCAAGACUACAUCGUGCCUUAGAUUCUCUUAUAAAUAUGGGUACGUCUGUAUUGUCAGGAAUCACAUUGACAAAAUUCCUUGGCAUAGCUGUGCUUGCGUUUGCUCAUUCUGAAAUAUUUAGGGUUUUCUACUUUAGAAUGUAUUUAGGAAUAAUUAUUUAUGGUUGUUUGCAUGGGCUUGUUUUCUUGCCUGUUCUCUUAAGUUAUUUAGGACCUAAUGGCCAGGGAAUAGUUCAUGUUUAUCGUGAAGGCUACACGCCAAUUCCCUCUUCUGAUAUCGUUGAAGAGACAAGUAGAGAGGUUCCAAUGGACCUCCAAUCGCUAAGUGACUUCGCGCCCGUUGAUGAGUGGAGAAACUGCCCAUCUCCUGAUUCCCCCCGAAAACAUGUAAAAUCUACUGCAGUAGUAAAAUAUUCUACUGUUCAGUCUUUGGCAAACUUCGCUGUUCUGCAGUGCAAUACGGAUCUUAAUUCUCCCCCAUCUAAUUGGCUAAGCAGUUCAGCUGAUUCCUAUGGAUUACAGCAUGUUCCUUCUCAUUCUACAGGUUUUUCAAGCUUUCGCAUGGCACACAUGUUUCCAGAAUGUGUUGGAGAAGUAGAUGUGGUGUCAGAUGCAGAGAACAUAAAAAAGUUACUAAAGAUUCCGUACAGUAAAGGACCUGUUAGCAUGAUGGUCCACCGUAUUGAAAAUACACUUCUUAUUGAUGAAUUCGACAUACACAAAUAUUUACUUCGGACCGCAGAGUCAGAAUGGGAAUGGUUGAAGAAAUUUUUUUUUGAGCAUGUGUUGCAAUCUUUGAAUGAGAAGGCUGACCCUCCUCUUCCAGAGCCUAAAUUAGAGGAAGAAGUCCCUGAUCCAACUUCCAAUCAUAAAUUUGCCCGCAAUGUAGUAUGGACUUUUGAAGAUAUUCAGAUGCUGAUUGGAACUAACCUUCCCAUUUUUGGAGGAAAGACCCAUCCUUGUAUCAGCUUGAAGUUGAGAGACAUGACAAAACCUAUAAAUGUUCUCACUGGAAUUGAUUAUUGGCUAGAUAACUUAAUGUGCAAUGUUCCUGAGUUGGUAAUGUGUUAUCAUUUGGAUGGCAUUGUUCAGAAAUAUGAAUUGAUCAAGACUGAAGAUCUUCCUCAUUUGGAAAAUUCUAAAUUUUCCCCAAAGGUGAUACGUGAUGUAGCACAGAAUAUACUGUCAUUCUUGAAGUCAAACGCUACUAAGGCAGGCCACACUUACUGGUUAUUUAAAGGGAAAGAUGCAGAAAUUGUGAAGUUGUAUGAUCUGACUUCACUUUGCAGUGAAAUGAUGGAUGAAAAGGGUCAGAAUCCUUUUACUGUUCCUGUGGCUAUGCUACUAUAUAGGGUGGCAAGGAAUAUGAAACAUUCACCUGAUGGACAGAGACAACACGGCACUAUUCGGAUGUUGCUCAAGAACUGUAUAGAGUUACUUGAUAAGGAGAAGUAUCCUCAGAUAGUGACUUCAGCCCACUACAUGCUGUCAGAUCUGUACAUUCCAGCUGACACAGAUCCCUCGUCACCUAAUUUGGCUGAAAAUUUGGACGAUGAGAGAAGUGCUUCUGAGUAUGAUGAAGGGGAUGAGGUAGAAGAACGGGAGGAUAACAGGGAGGGGGAAACAAAUUUUGGCUCCAGUAGCAGUGUGGACGUGAAAUCACUCUGUGUUGCGACUUCAUUCCCUGCUGGUGAUUCAGCUCCUCCUCCACCUCUAAGUGGGGAUGUGAAGGAACGAUGCAACUCUGCACUGGAACAUGUUGGUGCAGGACUGCAGUGUUUGACUCUGUUUGGAACCAAACCAGAAGAUUCUUCAGAGCACUGUAGUGCGAGCUAUGAUAGAAACAAUUCAAAUCGUGAGCCAACAGAACCUGAUGGUCCAAGUAUGGCUAAGCCUUUUGAAGCUAUACCCAUGCCAUACACGCCUUUGAAAAGUCAGAAACAGGAGAAGGAAAGAAGCUGCAGUCCCAGUAAACAGGUGCCUUCCACUAGUUCAAGGAAAUCCAAAAAGGAUACCAGUUUUGAACAAGAUCAAAAUUCUCCUGAGGUCCAGCUUUCUCCUCGAUCUCUUCUGUGCAAAUAUCGUGCUGAAGCUAUGCCCACAUGGCAGCAGCCUAAACCUAGUGACAAAGUAUUCUGGAGAGCACAUCUCAAGAUUUUAUUGCAUGAAAAGGCAUGCUUGGUUUAUGCCACAUUAGCAGAAAGUGAAUACAGUGCUUCAAGGUACGGCAGUGCUUUGCGAUACAUUGGCAUGGUACUCCGAUGUCAGCAGCAGUUGGAAGUUGUUGCUCAGGGUACUCUGAAUUUAGGACUACAAAGUUAUCUCUUGGGUCGAGCUGGAGAUUUAUGCUUUAUGAUUGUACAAGACUGGGCAAAUGUUACAUCUCACCGUGAAGAAUAUAGUGUAUUAUCAGAAGUUGACAAGGAAGUCUUGAAUGAAGUAGAACGUGAUGGAUCUUCAUCAAACAGUUCUGAUUAUUUGUUGGAGCUUGUUCCUCAAACCAUUGAUAGCAUGGAACAAAUGCUUCUAGCUAGUAGAAGUUGCUAUCAGCAAGCUUUGCUUCUGGAGCCUUUAGAGCAACAGUGCAGUAAUUUAAGACGUCGUCUUGGAAAUAUUGAAAAUGAACUUGGUGUACUCUUUAUGAACCAAGCUGCAGUGUGCUACCAAGAAAAUGGGUUAGAGCGGCAAGCAGGUACCAGUUCUGCUCUCCAAGCUUUGCUUAACAAAUCUCUGCAUCAUCUUGAAAGUGGAGUCCAAGCAUUUGAAACCGUCCAUGAUGAAGCAAACUUGGCAUUGCUUCUCUCUAAUACUGGUCGUUUAAUGCGCAUGUGUGCACACUACCACUCACCUGAUUCAAGCAGUCGUUCAGAGCUUGGUGGUCAGGAAAGACAUUUCUAUCAAAAGGCUCUUACAAGUUAUCAGAAGGCAUUGCAAGUACUUGGAAAUAGGAAAUGCAAUCCAGAUAUAUGGGAUACAGUCAUGUGGGAAUUGUCUACAACUUUAUUCAGUAUGGCAACCAUCCUUCAAGAUUUCCCAUCAUUAGGAAAUAAGUCCUCAGAAGAGGCUGAAAGAGAAGUUGUUGAAUACCUCCUUAAAGCACUGAAAUACUGUGAUCUGGAGACACCAGGUUCACGACAGUUAAUAUAUCAGUUUCGUGCAGCAACCAUUCAUCAUCGUUUAGCUUCUCUCUAUCAUCGUUCUUUUCGAAACCUUCCUGUUGAAGAUUCCAAAAGGAAGAAUGUCUUACAAUUAUCUCGUUUACAUUAUGAGAAAGCAAGCAAGCUUUUACUGCUGCUCGAGCAUCCUUCUGAUUUCCUACGAGUGCAAAUGGAAAGAGUUGCUCUUGUGGAAUACCAGGCACAGAAUGCUACCAGUAAUGCAGUUCGCAUAAAGCACCUUCAAUCUGCAAUGGAACUACUUUGUCAAUGUAUACCCAUGCUGCAUGUUGUAAAAGAGAGACUAACUGUGGUAGAUAUGAAUGGGAAGAAGAAAAGGCAGCAGAAACAUCCAUCUGAAGACAGUGAAGCUUCUCUUGCACAAAGUGUACAGAAUCUUUGUGUAGAUGAGAACAAACAAAAAUUUGGUCAAAGAAAGGACAUGGCCCCAGGGGUUUCUAAAUCUUCUGCAGAAGAAGAUUGUGCUGAGAAAGAAGAAAUUGAAUCACUUUUGCGCUUGUUAGAACAACGAUUGCAGUUUGUCUUGUUACAGUUAGCGAAACUUCAUCACAGUCGAGGUGGACAAGCUAAGAAAGAUGCCGAUAAUUCAGCUCAACUGUACAAAAAUUUGUACAGCAUAGCUUUAAGAAAGAAUGAUUCUACAGUUGGGUGUGAACUUGCCAAACAUAUUUUUUAUGUGUUGUCAGAGACAGAAAAUGCUCUGAGACAAACUUUUUCUGGGACAAAAACUCGGUGACCACUUUACCUAGAAUUGCUAGUGCCUCGUGAUUUGACUGGACUGUUACUUCGUGUGUUAAAAAGUGCAUUUUGCCUCUUGGCAUAUUGUAAUUAGUAUUAUUUAUGAAGUGUAUUGAAUUUGAUGCAUUUGUACAAAAUGUUUAUUGACAUUGUAUAUUACUGUAUUAUUUAUACCCUGUACAAAUAAAAAAUCUACUUAUUUGAAGAGAAAUAAGUAAACUUAUUUUCUUUCUUCAUAUUAUAAA